Molecule: messenger RNA, 891 nt
Organism: Telopea speciosissima
Lineage: Eukaryota; Viridiplantae; Streptophyta; Magnoliopsida; Proteales; Proteaceae
Exons: 2
Coding region: 1-891 (296 amino acids)
Source: RefSeq, a predicted model, not a curated record
AUGGUGGCAGGCCGGAAGGAUUUGUGGGAGGAUGUUGGAAGACUAGCUAGUGCUAUUGCCACUCCAUGGGCUGUCUUAGGGGAUUUCAUUGUGAUUCGAAAUCAUAAUGAGAAAAUUGGUGGGGACCCUGUUCGGUUUGAGGCUAUUGAUGAUUUCAACACUUUUAUUGAGGACUCUGGGCUGAUUGACUUGAAGUGGAAAGGGGAAGCUAUGACUUGGAAUAACAGGCAAAGUGGAGAUGCUAGAAUUUGUUGUAAGCUAGACAGGGUGAUGGCAAACUUGGCUUGGAUGGAUGUCUUCAGAACUUCAGAGGCUGUCUUUCACCCUCCUGGUCUCUCUGACCACUCUUCUGUAGUGGUGGUUGUGUUAGAUGAGGCUAAUUUUGGCCCUAAACCUUUCAGGUUUUUUGAAGCUUGGAUUGGCAGAGAUGGGUUUGAUGAUAUGGUUUGGAAGGGCUGGGAGCAGCCUGCUGCACCGGCUGAGUUGCACCAAGCUCAAUGCAAUCUUAGGGACCACCCUGAUGACCCGAAUCUGGUUUCUCUGGAGACUCAAGCUAAGAUGAAAUUAUGGGAAGCCGUAGCCAUUGAAGAAAAGUUUUUGAAGGAGAAGUUUAGGGUGAAACAUAUUCAGCUGGGGGAUGGUAAUAAUAGUUUCUUUCAUAAAUCCAUGCUUUGUAGGCAGAAUAGGAGUCAUAUUCUCGAGAUUAAAGGGGAAGGAGGUGACAUUGUUAAGGAUCCUAGCCGAAUUAAAGAUGAAGCUGUCUCUUUUUACAAGAAGUUGUUUGGAUCUGAUUUGGUGGAUGGUGGUUGUUUUCCUAACUCAGUCCCCUUGCAGAAUGGCUUGUCCCUCUCUCAACAGGGAAGUCUUAUUGGCGGAAUAAGGAGAUUAUAG